AUGGCACAGGGAGUCGAGUUUGACCAACGGACCACCUCAUUCUUGAGUUGGUUCAAGAGCCUUGAAGGGGCUUCCUUCUCCGAUGCAAUCCAGAUUGUUGACCUACGAUCCAAAAAUGCUGGUCGGGGUAUUGUGGCCACGCAGGAUAUUCCUGCAGACACGACGUUGUUUGAAAUCCCAAGAAGGGCCAUCAUCAAUGUACAGACAUCGGACCUUCCCUCUAAGCUCCCUGGAGUGUUCGACCCAGAAUCGGAAGCCAUGGAUGUGGACGGCGGUGUCUCCCCUCAAUUGGACAGCUGGAGCUCGCUCAUCCUCAUUAUGAUUUACGAGUUCUUUCGUGGGCAAGAAUCACAGUGGAAGCCUUACUUUGACGUUCUCCCUGAGGAAUUCAACACGCCCAUGUUCUGGUCUGGUUCGGACCUGGACGCACUGCAGGCGAGUGCCACGAGAGGCAAGAUUGGCAAGAGCGAGGCAGAGGAAAUGUUUCGCAGCCAGCUUCUACCGGUGAUUCGCAGCAAUCAAGGCGUUUUCCUGUCGAGCGAGGCUCGCACCGACGAGGAGCUCAUUGGGAUUGCGCAUCGUAUGGGCAGCACGAUCAUGGCAUAUGCUUUCGACUUGGAGAAUGACGACGACCGGGAGGAUGAGGAAGAGGAUGGGUGGGUUGAGGACCGAGAUGGGAAGUCGUUGAUGGGCAUGGUCCCAAUGGCUGACAUUCUGAAUGCCGAUGCUGAAUUCAACGCAAAAAGCCUGACCGCCACAUCUCUGCGGCCAAUCAAAGCUGGGGAGGAGAUCCUAAACUACUAUGGGCCUCACCCAAGCUCAGAACUUCUUCGGCGAUAUGGCUAUGUCACGGAGAGACAUGGUCGAUACGAUGUUGUCGAAAUCCCGUGGGGCGUUGUUGAGGAGGCACUGGCAGCGCAGCUUUCUGUGCCUGGGGACGUCAUCUCAGCGUGCAAAGAGAAGUUGGAUGAGGAGGAAUUGGAAGACGUGUUUGUUCUUGAGCGUGACUCUGGGGAACCCAACUCAGAUGGCACCUUUGCGGGCCCCGCUGAGCUGAAGGAGAUGCCAGGUGACCUGCAAGAGCAGGUGAAAGCAUUCCUCAAGGGCAUCAAGAAGCUGAAACCCGACCUGAUCCCUGACAAGCGAAAACGUGACGAGAUCCUCAGUGAUGUCAUGUUGAACUCGCUGCAACUACUUGAAUCACGGUACCCAACCUCGUACAUCGAGGAUAAGAUUCUAUUGAAGAGGACGGAUCUAUCGGAUCGUCUUCGCAUGGCGGUGGAGGUUCGACUUGGAGAGAAGCAACUUAUCCAGGAAGCCAAGGCACUCUUCCAGUCGUCAUCGAAUGAAAAUGCGGGAAAGCGGUUGAAAACAUCCACGUGA
This is a messenger RNA of Clonostachys byssicola, 1383 nucleotides long. The record is from the annotation of a GenBank genome assembly. Lineage: Eukaryota; Fungi; Ascomycota; Sordariomycetes; Hypocreales; Bionectriaceae.